AUGGAGCGGGUAUACGAAGAGGUAUCACGCCGGAAAUCUCAAGUGAUUGCAGCCCCCGCAGCUCCGCGUGGAUCCUCCGAGACGGACAGUAGUGCCACGCCACCGUCGGAUACAGCUCUCCCAAAGACCGCAACCGAGAAUGAAGGACUUCGCUGCACCCAUCACGCUCAAAAUGAGGCUGACAGGAAACGACCUCGAGGAGGCAAGAAGCGGGUGGGUUUUGCUACAGCUGAGUCUGGAUCAUCGUCCAAAAGAAGACGACGAAGACGCGAGAAGGCCAGUCGAAAAUCCAGUAAUGACGACGAUAAAGGAGCGACGCUUUUGGAUGUGGACGACGCUACUGUUCAGUAUAUCGACGCUGUAUUGGUGAAUCCAGACCCACAAGUGUUUAACAAGUACACGAGGUUUUUCUUGGACCCGAAGCUGGAGACGUUGUACCAAGAUUUCACUGCCAUCUACUGGUUUGGACGUGCGCGCUGGCAUGUGGCUCUGUGGAUGGCUGUGCAUUUGUUCGUCAACCUCGUCUUCUACGCACUCCCGAGCUCCGGUUUUACUGGAAUGGAACAGUUCGUUCUCUCGUACGAUUCGUUGCCCACAAUUUUCCAGUGGAUCUACAUCCCCAUCGCUCUACCGUUUGCUGCUCUACCGAACAAGUACAACCCGUUCCAGACACGGUGGCGCAGCUGGGUGUGUCUUAUUAUCAUCUUCUUUAACCUGACAUUCCAGGUAUGGCUGGCCGACGCCAGUCGUCUAGCUAUCAACAACUACGCUAUUGUCGUCGAUGACUAUCUAUCAUGUGAAGCCUCGAGUCCAGAACUCACGUCUACGUUUGCUGGGCUGAAUAGCAGCUUAAGUGACAGUGGAGACUUGAGCAAUGCUACAAUCAAUAACGCACUGGCAUAUCUGGACGACCAGCAGACGAAUCUGGCCAUCAGUGUGACCCACAUGUGCUCCGAUGCACUGGUCCAGACACUCGUGAGCUUCGCGUCGCUAUUCAGUUUCCUGUUCGUGAUUUCUAUCCGUCUGGAAUUCGUUCAAGUCGUCGUUGUGGGCGUCACUGGCGCUGCUAUCUACGCCAUCGUAGUGACUGCCUUUGGUCUUCAGUUACAGUGGCUUAUCACGUUCACGUACGGCAUGGCGGUCGUGCUGUUGCUCAUUUUAUCGUACUCAACAGACCGUACUAACCGCAGAUCCUUUCUGUCGAAUUUCUUGGUGGAAAAGGAGAACGAGAAUCUUAAAUCGUCACUUAAACAAGCGGAAGCUGCGCUACAGAACGACGCUGCUCAUGCCGAUGAAGAGCGUGCAGUGGCGCGUGUGUUAGCCGCGCCAGAGAUGCGUCACCUCGAGAUGGUCCACAUCCCCUUCGCCGACCUCACUUUCCUACAGGCUAUCGGUCGUGGGUCCAUGGGCGACGUCAUCAAGGCGAGAUACUUCGGCACCGUUGUUGUCUGUAAGCGUAUGCGUCGAGAACACAUCGUCGAGUCUACUGGUAGUCACAACCGCAAUGGGAACAGAUACGCGUCUAACGGGGACAGCGCCUUGGCGAGUUUCCGAGACGAGAUCGAGCUCAUGUCGUGCUUACGUCAUCCGAAUAUCGUGCAGUUUAUCGGUGCGAGUUGGGACAACGCGUCGAAUUUGUGUAUUGUGAUGGAGUAUCUGGAGAAUGGCGAUAUGCACAGUGUGCUGCACUCAGGACUGGGCAAGAACUUCACGUGGGCGGAUCCGUUGUUAAAGAUGGCGGUGGAUGCUGUACAGGGAAUGCUCUAUCUUCACUCGCAGGAACGUCCGGUCGUGCAUCGAGACCUGAAAAGCGUCAACAUUCUGUGUUCCGCUACAUUCGGCUGCAAAGUGGGCGACUUUGGGCUCAGUCGCAGAUACAAAAAGGAUGUCGACGCCCUCACGACGCUUGUUGGUACUCCGUUCUGGCUCGCUCCGGAGAUUAUCCGCAGUGAGCGAUAUGGACCCGAAGCCGACGUCUACUCGUUCGGCAUUGUACUUACGGAACUUGAAACGCGACGUACUCCGUAUCAUGAUUUGGAGCAGACCGGAUUGAAAGUACUGAUGCGUGUGGCGCACAAAGGGUUGCGACCGUCGUUGCCCUUUAGUUGUCUGUCUGAACGACGGAAACUUAUCGAAGAUUGCCUUCGUGAUACGCCCGCACAUCGACCAACAUUCGCUCAAGUUUUGUCGCGCUUACAAGGUCCUGUACUUCUUGAGAUCGAGGGCCACGUUGCAGCGCAACCUGAACUUGAACGACGUGUGUUACUUCGUCGAUAUCAAGAACGUCGGAGUCUCUAA
Phytophthora infestans T30-4 is the source of this 2298-nucleotide messenger RNA. Its product is annotated as protein kinase, putative. Bases 1 to 2298 code for a protein of 765 amino acids. Gene Ontology annotation, biological process: protein phosphorylation. The transcript is spliced from 3 exons. The record is from RefSeq and is a predicted model, not a curated record. Lineage: Eukaryota; Oomycota; Peronosporomycetes; Peronosporales; Peronosporaceae. Gene Ontology annotation, molecular function: protein kinase activity; ATP binding.